Setaria italica (foxtail millet) is the source of this 1245-nucleotide messenger RNA. Its product is annotated as histone-lysine N-methyltransferase ASHR3-like. The transcript has 9 exons. NCBI's taxonomy places the organism in Eukaryota, Viridiplantae, Streptophyta, Magnoliopsida, Poales, Poaceae. Bases 1 to 1245 code for a protein of 414 amino acids. The record is from RefSeq and is a predicted model, not a curated record. Gene Ontology annotation, cellular component: chromatin; nucleus. Gene Ontology annotation, biological process: regulation of DNA-templated transcription. Gene Ontology annotation, molecular function: protein binding; histone H3K36 methyltransferase activity.
AUGGGUGGCCCUCGGGCCGCCGCUGCCUCCACCUCCUCCGCGUCCCCCGGGUCCCGGCGCCGCUCCAGCCGCCUGAUCGACCCACCGCGUCGGGACGAUCAGGAUCAGCCCCCACGCGCGCUGUCUACCGAGCCCGCCUCGACGUCCUCGCAGCCCCGACGCCGCUCCACCCGCCUGAUCGGGCUCCGGCGGCGGGGCGAUCAGGAUCAGCCCCCACGCGCGCUCUCUUCCGAGGCCGCCUCGACGUCCUCGCAGCCCCGAUGCCGCUCCGCCCGCCUGAUCGGGCUCCGGCGGCGGGGCGAACAACCGCCCCCACCCCCGCGCGCGUCCACGCCACCGCUAGUGGUCGAGGGCGAUGCGCCUCCUCCCUCGGCUGCGCCAACCACCCGCCGCUCAGCCCGUGUCCACCUCCGCGUCCGUGGCCUCCCCUCGGAGGCGUCUCCCUCUACUCCCAGGCGGCGGCGGCGCAGAUCACCCACGGCGCCCCGGCCCAAGUCGAUCGAGGCCAAAGCGGAGGAGUGGAGCAAGGAGAAGGCAGCGUCGGGUGUUCCGCAGGAGGAGUGCGUCCUUCCCUUUCUCCAGAAAGGCGCCCCCAGGAAGGAUGCAGGCCCUGCAAAGGACAUAAAGGAAGCCUUCCAGCGAUUACCUCUCCCCUAUGCUAACAAAGAGUUCAAUAUUGACCCUAUUAAUAAACAGGAUUUGGGAAAUGAGAGCGAACCACCUCCAUAUUGUGUCAGAUUUGUUAAUCUAUCUUCAAUGGUUAGCUGCUCUCAGGCUUGUCGUUGCUCAGUUAAGUGCUCCAACAAACCAUUUCGCAGAGAAAAGAGGAUCAAUAUCGUUAAGACAGAGAAAUGCGGAUGGGGUGCUACUGCUCUGGAAACCAUUGAGAAAGAUGAUUUUGUGAUAGAGUUUGUUGGAGAAGUUAUAGAUAAUGCAAUGUGUGAAGAUAGGCUCCAGGACAUGAGACAGCGCAGAGAUCAGAAUUUCUACAUGUGUAAAGUCAGCAAGGACUUUGUAAUUGAUGCAACUUUUAGAGGAAAUGCUUGUCGCUUUUUUAACCACAGCUGCGAACCUAACUGUCGGCUGGAGAAAUGGCAAGUAAAAGGCAAGACAAGAUUAGGUGUGUUUGCUUCACAGACUAUUAAAGUAGGAAUGCCCUUGACUUACAACUACAGAUUCUCCCCUUCUUUUGGUCCAGAGAAAGAAUGUUUCUGCGGGGCUCCAAACUGCAGAGGGAAAUUGUGA